This is a messenger RNA of Theileria parva strain Muguga, 1027 nucleotides long. Its product is annotated as 3-oxo-5-alpha-steroid 4-dehydrogenase family protein. Bases 121 to 1011 code for a protein of 296 amino acids. The record is from RefSeq and is a predicted model, not a curated record. Gene Ontology annotation, molecular function: oxidoreductase activity, acting on the CH-CH group of donors. The transcript is spliced from 7 exons. Gene Ontology annotation, biological process: very long-chain fatty acid biosynthetic process. Lineage: Eukaryota; Apicomplexa; Aconoidasida; Piroplasmida; Theileriidae.
UUUAUAAUUUUCUUCCACAUUCCACACAAUUUCACACCAAUCAUUAUUUAUUAUUUAUUAUUUAUAUUAAUUAUUUAUAAUUAUUUGAACAAUGUGCCCGACGUUUUGAGUUAAUUAGAAAUGGACUUGUUGCUGAAGAAUCAUAAGGGGCAAUUUAUGGAACGGGUUAAUUUCCCCGUGGACGGCACCGUCGAGGAUUUUAAAACCUUCUUCUACGAAAAACACCGCUUCUACCCCGAACGACAACGAUGGACCGUUAAUUCACUCACCGGGCCCGUCCUAACCGGGAAUAAACUAACCGAAAACGGCGUCACCGACGGAACUUCACUAUAUUUCAAGGAUCUCGGAGUUCAGAUAUCGUGGCGUUUGGUGUUUUUUAUGGAGUAUUUGGGACCGCUUUUUAUUCUUCCGCUGCUCUACUUCUUCCCCUCCUUCUUCUACAGAACCGAACCGCUCAUCAGAUACUGCUCCCAAAAGUGUGGAUUUGUGAUGUUGAUGUUUCACUUUUUGAAGAGGGAAUUCGAGACCUUUUUCGUCCACAGAUUCUCCAAAGAAACAAUGCCCAUCAAAAAUCUCUUCACCAACUGCUUUCACUAUUGGGUAUUGUGUGCGAUUGGGAUAGGGUAUUAUUUAUUCCAUCCUAAUUACAGGCCUGUAUUAUUUUUCACUCGAGGCGCUGAAAAGAUUAUUUUAUUCGCACUCUUCUUCUUAUUUCAAUUUCUCACCUUCAUGACUCAUCUCACACUCUGCAGACUACGACCAAAAGGGACGGUGGUGAGGGGGAUACCGCGUGAUUGGGGGUUUCAGUAUGUGUCGUGUGCGAAUUAUUUUUGGGAGUUGUUGAUUUGGGUUGACAUUGCGUUGUUUGUGAAUACUCUCACGGGGUAUUUUUUCGCAUUUGCCGUGUUUUUAAUACUGGCAAACUGGGCCAAAAAGAAACAUAACAAAUAUCUUAAAGAAUUUCCAAACUAUCCAAAAAACAGAAAAGCACUCAUACCCUUCCUAUUUUAAUCUCAUACCCACUAUA